Messenger RNA from Harpia harpyja (harpy eagle), 8388 nucleotides. RefSeq names its product microtubule associated serine/threonine kinase 2 (gene MAST2). Gene Ontology annotation, cellular component: microtubule cytoskeleton. The record is from RefSeq and is a predicted model, not a curated record. Gene Ontology annotation, biological process: intracellular signal transduction; peptidyl-serine phosphorylation. NCBI's taxonomy places the organism in Eukaryota, Metazoa, Chordata, Aves, Accipitriformes, Accipitridae. Gene Ontology annotation, molecular function: ATP binding; magnesium ion binding; microtubule binding.
GCGGCAGCCGCUGCGCCCGCGCUCCCUGACAGGCGGGCGGCGGGAGCGGCGGCGGCGGGCGGGCAUGUCCCUCCGCCCCGCGCGCAGGUGGUGGCGGCGACGGUGGCGGCGGCGCCGCCCCGGCUCUCCGUGACUCCCGCCGGCCAUGGCCGGCUCCGCACCGCGGGGGCCCGAGUCGUGCCGCAGCCGCCGCUGAGGAGAAGCCGCCGCGAUGAGGAAGGGCCGCUCCCGGGGGGACAAAGCGGCGGCGCCGCCGCCGCCGCCGCCGCGGAGGGAGCCCGGGCGGGCGGUGGCCGCCAGCGCGGCGGAGCGGAGAGCCACCCUGCUGGGGGGCGGCGGCAGGAAGGACCCGGAGGACGCCAGGGCCGCGGGGGCGCCUUGCCGGGAGGCGCUGGAGAGGGAGAUGAUAACAGAGUCCACUCCGUUACGUUGCAGGAAGCUCAGCAAUCCUGACAUCUUUUCAUCUGCUGGGAAAACCAAGCUCCAUCGUCAGCUAAGUCAAGAUGACUGCAAGCUACGAAGAGGUAGUUUGGCAAGUUCUUUGUCAGGAAAACAGCUACUUCCCUUAUCAAAUAGUGUCCACAGUGGAGUGGGACAGACGAUAUGGCAGCCACCUGGAGAUACCUCAAACCUGGUUCGCAUGAGAAAUCAGUCUCUAGGACAAUCUGCUCCUUCACUUACUGCUGGUUUGAAGGAGCUCAGUCUCCCCAGAAGAGGAAGCUUAAUCUCCUCUACUUUGUACUCCCACUGCCGAGGAAGUGAUGUUCAUCAGCACAUGUUCUCUCCUACAUCUGCUCCAGGUCUGCAGCACCUUAAAUUCCCAUUUAGUGCUGACUGUGCACUUGUUACUUCUCCUUUAGUAUUUUACCUGAACUCACAACCCCAGAGCAAUCCGUCUAGUCCAUGCUACAGCCAUCCUUUUCAGUGGAGCUGUCGGACAAGCAACAGAAAGAGUUUGAUCGUAACAUCCAGCACAUCUCCAACUCUCCCGCGGCCACAUUCCCCUCUUCAUGGACACACAGGUAGCAGCCCUUUGGACAGUCCCAGGAACUUCUCUCCAAAUGCACCUGCUCAUUUCUCUUUUGUUCCUGCCCGAAGCCAUGGACACAGAGCAGACAGAACGGAUGGACGCCGCUGGUCCUUGGCCUCCCUUCCUUCAUCUGGAUAUGGAACAAACACUCCCAGUUCAACAGUUUCUUCAUCAUGCUCAUCUCAGGAGAAGCUGCACCAGCUGCCCUUUCAGCCCACGGCAGAUGAACUUCAUUUCCUGACAAAGCAUUUCAGUACUGAGAGCAUCACUGAUGAGGAAGGGCGCCAUUCUCCAGCCUUGAGGCCUCGAUCUCGCAGUCUCAGCCCGGGUCGCUCCCCAAUUUCCUUUGACAGUGAGAUAAUAAUGAUGAAUCAUGUGUACAAAGAAAGGUUUCCAAAGGCCACGGCGCAGAUGGAAGAACGGUUGGCUGAGUUUAUUGCCUCUAAUGCUCCAGAGAAUGUGCUGCAAUUAGCAGAUGGGGUCCUAAGUUUCAUUCAUCAUCAAGUUAUUGAACUGGCCAGAGAUUGCCUAGAUAAAUCACGUGAAGGUCUUAUUACUUCUCGGUACUUUUAUGAGCUGCAGGAAAACUUGGAGAAACUUCUCCAGGACGCCCACGAGCGAUCCGAGAGCUCCGAGGUUGCCUUCGUUACCCAACUUGUGAAGAAGCUGAUGAUUAUCAUUGCACGACCAGCUCGGCUGCUUGAGUGCCUGGAGUUUGAUCCUGAAGAGUUCUACCAUUUGUUAGAAGCUGCAGAAGGCCAUGCCAAGGAAGGGCAAGGAAUUAAAUGCGACAUUCCUCGUUAUAUUAUCAGCCAGCUGGGACUCACCAGGGAUCCCCUGGAGGAAAUGGCCCAGCUGAAUAGCUAUGACAGCCCAGACACUCCUGAGACAGAUGAUUCAGUCGAGAGCCGUGGGGCCUCUGUCCAGUCAAAGAAAACUCCAUCUGAAGAAGAGUUUGAAACUAUUAAACUGAUCAGUAAUGGCGCUUAUGGAGCAGUGUAUUUGGUGCGACACAAGACCACCCGUCAACGUUUUGCCAUGAAGAAGAUCAACAAACAGAACCUAAUUUUGAGAAACCAGAUCCAGCAGGCUUUUGUGGAGAGAGAUAUAUUGACAUUUGCUGAGAACCCCUUUGUGGUCAGCAUGUUCUGCUCCUUUGAGACGAAGCGCCACCUGUGCAUGGUUAUGGAGUAUGUGGAAGGAGGUGAUUGUGCUACACUUCUCAAGAACAUUGGUGCCCUACCUGUUGAUAUGGCGAGAAUGUAUUUUGCCGAGACUGUUCUGGCAUUGGAGUACCUACACAAUUACGGGAUUGUUCACCGUGACCUAAAACCUGAUAAUCUCCUGAUAACUUCCAUGGGUCACAUUAAACUCACAGACUUUGGACUGUCUAAAAUUGGGUUAAUGAGUCUUACAACGAAUCUUUACGAGGGACACAUUGAGAAGGAUACCAGGGAAUUCUUGGACAAGCAGGUCUGUGGGACUCCGGAAUACAUUGCACCAGAAGUGAUCCUGCGCCAGGGCUAUGGGAAGCCCGUGGACUGGUGGGCCAUGGGAGUUAUCCUGUACGAGUUUCUAGUCGGCUGUGUUCCUUUCUUUGGGGACACACCUGAAGAGCUGUUUGGACAAGUGAUCAGUGAUGAAAUUGCCUGGCCAGAAGGUGAUGAUGCACUGCCACCAGAUGCCCAGGACCUCAUUGCUAAGCUUCUCCGCCAAAAUCCUCUGGAAAGAAUGGGAACAGGUAGUGCCUUUGAAGUGAAACAGCAUCGGUUCUUUAAAGAUUUGGACUGGAAUGGAUUACUUCGGCAGAAAGCUGAAUUCAUCCCACAGUUGGAAUCUGAGGAUGACACAAGCUAUUUUGACACCCGUUCAGAACGAUACCAACACCUGGAUUCGGAAGAAGAGGAGGACACUAACGAUGAUGAUCACGUGGAAAUUCGGCAGUUUUCCUCAUGCUCACCGAGGUUCAGCAAGGUGUACAGCAGCAUGGAACGUCUUUCCAUCCACGAAGAGAGGAAGACUCCACCACCAACUAAACGGAGUCUGAGUGAAGAAAAAGAUGACCGACUGGACAGCCUUGGCGGCUUGAAGAGUCGAGACCGCAGCUGGGUGAUUGGGUCUCCUGAAAUACUGCGUAAGCGUUUGUCUAUGUCUGAAUCCUCCCACACGGAGAGUGACUCCAGCCCACCCUUGACGGUCCGCCGACGCUGCUCAGGGCUUCUUGAUAUGCCCCGUUUUGCCAUCUCCACUGAGGAUGAGGGAACUGUUCUCAAAAGGCCGCAGUCCGAAGGGAUGCUCUUAUCCGCUGUGCAGUCGCGGGAGGGGCUGCCAGUGCCCAUUCCAGAACAGCCUGUGGAGCAGGAGCUGCAGCUGGAAGGUGAUGGUGGACCCACCACCCCCUCCACAGCCAUCAGCAGUGCCCCAACGCUGACAGCUGGGAGCACUGCAGAUUUCUCUGAUCCACGAGCUCGCAGUAAUAGCAAUGAAGGCCCAGACUUUACCACUCCAAAAGCCAUCAGCGAUUUGGCAGUGCGGCGGGCACGACACAGGUUGCUCUCUGGGGAAUCAGGGGAGAAACGUACCUCAAGACCUGUCAAUAAAGUGAUUAAAUCAGCAUCCGCUACUGCCUUGUCUCUCCUGAUUCCCUCAGAUCACCACACGUGUUCUCCAUUGGCCAGUCCAAUGUCACCUCAUUCUCUAUCCUCCAACCCAUCUUCGAGGGACUCCUCACCCAGCCGUGACUUUUCUCCUGCUAUCGCAAACCUGAAACCACCAAUCAUCAUCCAUCGGGCUGGAAAGAAAUAUGGUUUUACUCUCCGUGCCAUUCGCGUCUAUAUGGGUGACAGUGAUAUCUACACUGUGCAUCACAUGGUCUGGCACGUGGAGGAAGGCGGUCCAGCGAAUGAAGCAGGUCUGCGUGAAGGGGAUCUGAUAACCCAUGUCAAUGGGGAGCCGGUCCAUGGACUGGUGCACACAGAAGUGGUGGAGCUGAUUCUGAAGAGUGGAAAUAAAGUGUCCAUCUCCACCACACCAUUUGAGAACACAUCUAUCAAAGUUGGUCCAGCUCGAAAAGCCAGCUACAAAUCCAAGAUGGCUCGUAGGAACAAGAAGAGCAAAACUAAGGAUGGUCAGGAAAGUAAGAAGAAGAGUUCUUUGUUGAGGAAGAUCACUAAACAAGCAUCGCUACUUCACACCAGCCGGAGUUUAUCUUCACUAAACCGCUCUCUGUCUUCUGGAGAAAGUGUGCCUGGCUCUCCAACUCACAACCUGUCUCCUCGGUCACCAACACAGAGUUACAGAUCCACUCCUGAGUCUGUACACUCAGUUGGCGGCAAUUCUUCCCAGAGCAGCUCUCCCAGUUCCAGUGUUCCCAAUUCUCCAGCCAGCUCUGGACACAUCCGACCCAGCUCUCUGCAUGGACUAGCACCAAAGCUUCAAAGGCAGUACAGAUCUCCAAGGCGUAAAUCUGCAGGAAACAUCCCGCUGUCACCACUAGCUCACACUCCAUCACCAACCCCACAGUCCACAUCACCGCAGCGCUCCCCAUCUCCUUUACCCGGACACUCAGUUGGCAGCUCCAGUAUUAUUCAGUCUUUUCCAGUAAAACUACACUCCUCUCCACCGCUGGUGAGACAGAUUUCUCGCCCCAAAAGUGCUGAGCCCCCCAGGUCUCCUUUGCUAAAGAGAGUGCAGUCGGCUGAGAAACUGGCUGCCUCGCUGUCCUCUUCUGAGAAGAAGCUGGCUUCCUCACGUAAGCAUAGCUUGGAUAUCUCUCACUCUGAAUUUAAGAAGGAGAUGCUACAGAGGGAUCCUAGUCUCCAGAGCUUACAAGAAUCUGCAAAUGAAACAACAGGUGGCAAACUUGGGCUAGCGGAAAAGGGGAUGUUGCAGAAGCCGGGUUCACGGAAGCUGGGUGCUAUUCGACAGGACAGGGUGGAGAGGAGGGAGUCUCUGCAAAAGCAAGAGGCCAUCAGAGAAGUAGAUUCUUCUGAAGAUGAAACAGAUGAUGGUUCAGAAGAUAGUCAGGAUGGGAGAAGACUGGACAAGCCCCCCGACAGUGGAGACCAAGGCUCAGAUUCUUUUAAUGAAGAUAGUAAGUUUUCAUCUAAAUUGGAAAGCAAGGAUAGUAUUGAAGAUGAUGCCUUUCUACCUGAAGAUCCAAAAGGUACAGAAGAUUUGCAGAAGGGAAAUAAUCAACAAGCCAAGCCUGUUUCAGAGCCACUGCAAAUUGAUGUGCACCCUUCCCCAACAGAGGUCCUCCCAAGAACUUCUCCAGAAAAAUUAGCUAAUUCAGAAAAGCCAUUCCUAAGAUCAGAAACAACUGCAAAGGAACAUAAAUUGCCAGAAAACAAAACUUUUGAGUGUUUUGGUCCAAAAGAUAAGUCUUCUGAAGCAAUCAAAGACCUAGGGAGAAGUGCAAGUACUCAAAAAAAAAUAGAUUGCACAGAACAUAUACAGUGCCCGUCUAUCAAACUCCUGGAACUUGAAGAAGGUGACUCUUCAGGGGCCUCGUGUGGUAAGCUUGACCUGAAAGACCCUCUGCUAACAGAAAGCAGUCAGAAAAAACAGGAUUCCAAACCUCUGCUGGCACUUUCUUCGUGGUGCACGGCAAGCGUGAGCACUCCUCUCUCAGUGAGGCCCGUGGAUCGCAGUGAGAAGGAUCACAAGGAGACACUUCAGCCUGCAGAACAGCACAGCACCUCAUUUCUGUCUCCUGGAAGCACGAGCGAAAUAUCCCCAAAAAGUCCUAGUAGUGAAAAGCAACCCAGUUCAUCCCAGGCAGAGAGUGCUUCAACCGCCAGCAAAACGAGCCCAGCAGGUCCUGUAUCCUCCACACUCCUCGUCCCCGGUGCUAUCGAAAGAGCUCUCUCUGUGUCUCAGUUAGUGCCGCUAGCUCAGAGCGUGUUAGGCCCUUUGAAGCUCAGUCUGUCUGGUUCCGGAGAGAUGGAAAAGAGAAAGGAUUUCCCCCAUUUGGGUGCCUCCUGUAAAGAAGAGAGAGAUUCAAAACAAAAAAGGCAGGAAACAUCACAAGCAGGAGCAUGUCAAGAGAAAGCCAAACUAUCUAGCACAGACGGUCUGACCACAAGGAGCGGAUCCUGCGCCGAGUCGUUAAACUCAGCAAAGCCCUGGGAGGCAACGUGUCCCGUGGUGGCAAAAAAGGAGGCAACUUUUUGCAGUGCUAAAGCAUCCGAAGUGUUGGGAGGUAGCUGCAAAAUCACUCCAUCAAAAGAGCUGUCUCAUGCUCUUGGACAAGCAGCUCUGAGAGCCUCUCUGCCAGAUGGCAGCACGAGGCCCUGUAAAGAAGGGACUCUCGCACAAGCAAAAAGCAAAGAGGUUGGAAAUCAGUUAAAAAUACAAGACUUUCCCCUGUCACAUGAUGGUGCUGUAAAGAAAACAUAGCAGCAUCCCUGGUACAUGUGGACUGGAGCAUUCUACAUUCAAAAUAGAGACUGCAUGUUUGAAUUUUGUAAUAUACACUAAUAUAAAAUAGAACUUGUGUACAUCUAUUUUUGGGAGGGUUUUUUUCAUACUGUUUUUUGUGUUUUUUCAUCCUUGCUAUUCUAUUUUUGUACACAGUAAUGCUUGCCGUUUGAGGUCUCUUUAGAACAGGGUAUCUUUAAAGCAGGGCUUAAGAAACAGUUUGUUGAGUUUUCUCCCUUCCAGACCUUUUAUGUUGCCUGAGUUUAGGGCCUGUUGUGUUCUUCCCCCUAAUCCUGCAUUUAUUCAAGAUCCCCAAAAUUCUGAGUACAAAAAAGGCAGCUUACUUUAAAAUCUCUGCUUUUCAACCUUCUCUUUGAAAUGCCACUGAAAUUCACAAAUUUCAAGUAUUGUCUUUGAAUUUACAAUCUGGUGUCCUUUGACAAGGAGAAGAAAAUAGUAUCUUGUCUGCAAGUAAUUCCAGAACUGUGAACCCUCUUUGUAAGGCUUCUUCAUCACCGUGUGCAUUCCCAGUCCUGCACGCGUCCUCAGAGGAUAUGGAGGCAAGGGACUUGGCUGGGGAGGUCAGACAGAGAGCGAUCCCUGUCUUCUCUUUAAACCAAUUAAAAGUAUUUUUCAAUGGAAUUAUCAGAAAGAGAGAUCUCCAAUCCGUAAGCUGUUUUUUUGGGAUUGUUUUUACAUAUCCUUUAUGGGACACAUGGCAACUUUUCUCUCUCUUUUUAAAAUUUUAAUGAUGUUUUAUCUUCUUUUCUCUGGCUUCAAUUCAUAACUUGCCCUGCCUCAGAAUAAAUGACCCCAGGAGAGGGGUGCCUUGUAGGUUGAUUUUUAAAGUAGAGAAAUUUGUAGUCGCGUGUUCUCCAGUGUGUCUCAGGCAAAGUUAUCUCAAUGAUAAAUGACCUUUGGAGACUUUUCCUUCUCUUGGUGGGUCUAAAUAGGUAGGGAUUUUAAGGUGUUCCUUAACAUUUCUGAAUUGGGGCUUGGGAAACUUGCUGAGUUUUCUGAAUCUGCCCGUUUUAAAAACUAAAAAAAACCUAUGAAGAGUUCUGGCUCCUCGAGUUCUGUGGACAAGCUGCAAGCAGACUUCAAAACACGUGAUAUUUUAAGAUUUCAGCUUUGAUAGCUAGAUCAUUUCCACUGCUGAGGUCACUUUCCAUUAAAAAAUUACUCUUUGCUCUUAGGUUUAGACAUUGCUUUGCUUUAAGUGUGACCAACUCUGGGUAACAGUGCUCUUUGCUGAGGAUUAGAUCAACAAUAAUAUACCAAUAAAUGUGUCGAGUGGUGAUACCUAUAGCACUGUAAGCCAUUUCUUCAUCAAAUUAAAGGUUCCUCUCAAUGAACACUCCCGUCAUUUGUCCCAGAUUUUGCUCAGCUUUUAUUCUAGUCUUCUCUGAGUGUAUCUCCCUGUGCAUCACCCGCAAGGUCUAGUAUCCUGCUCACUGGCUUACUCUGUUAGAAGCAGAAUGACUGUGCAACAGUAUUUCAAGCUAAAACCUGCCUCUGUUGGUCUGAUUCCAUUACACUGCCGCCUUCUUCAUUGUCUUGGCUUUUUCUGAACUUGAAGUUUUGAUUUGCUUCCCCUGAAUGCAGAUAUGUUUUUAUAUAGGAAUAUAUUUUCUCCAUCUCUUUCAACUCGGUUUCAGCUCAAUCCACAAAUCACAAAAACCUCUGGAAUCUCACCCUACUUCUUUCUGUGUAACCAUUGUUUCCCCCCAUUAUAUACUUGAUUUUGGCUGCUUGGAUUUCAUUUCUGGACCAAGGUUUGGUUUGGUUUGAGCUUUUUUUAAAACAUGUUUAAAUGAGUGUUUAUUCCGUGUGUCUGUGUGAACAUGUAUGGUGUUUGUUGUUAAUACACUAACCAAAGCCUCAACUCUCCCAGAUAACAUGUUAAUAAAUCUUGCUGUGACGGUAUUGAGAGCAGA